This is a messenger RNA of Mycena indigotica, 603 nucleotides long. RefSeq names its product Mitochondrial 54S ribosomal protein. The coding region runs from base 1 to 603 and encodes 200 amino acids. The transcript is spliced from 5 exons. Gene Ontology annotation, biological process: translation. Gene Ontology annotation, molecular function: structural constituent of ribosome. Gene Ontology annotation, cellular component: ribosome. The record is from RefSeq and is a predicted model, not a curated record. NCBI's taxonomy places the organism in Eukaryota, Fungi, Basidiomycota, Agaricomycetes, Agaricales, Mycenaceae.
AUGACCCCGUUGCUCAUCUGUUCUACGAACUGCAACGCGUCCGACAUUUGUUGCAGGGUACGCUUCCACUUUCCUCCCGCAAGUUUCCGCAAAAACGCGUCUCAUAGUUCCUCACGACAUCCUAUAUCUCGACGAUGGCUGGCAACUGAAGCUGUCUCGGUAAACUCCACCCCGCCCCCACCGCCGAGCAAGUCGGGCGACCAAACGGUGUCGCGCCUCGUAGAUGACAUUUCCCGUCUUACCCUACUGCAAGCCGCCGACCUCGUUACCCACCUCAAAUCCCGGUUAAAUAUCCAAGAAGUCGCAAUGCCUAUGGCUUCUGCUGCUGCUGCCGCACCGGCGGCAGCUGCCUCUGAAGAAGUGGCUGCAGAAAAGCCCAAGGAAAAGACGAUAUUCAAUGUCAUGCUCGAGUCUUUCGACGCUGGUUCCAAACCAAAAAUUAUCCGCGAGGUUAAAGCACUGGUGCCAAACCUGACUCUUAUAGACGCCAAGAAAUUCGUCGAGUCUGUACCAAAAGUGCUCAAGGAGAAUCUGCCCAAAGAGGAGGCCGAAAAACUCAAGGCCGCUUUCGAGGCACUGGGAGCGGUCGUCAAGUUGGAUUAA